Messenger RNA from Symbiodinium pilosum, 666 nucleotides. The record is from the annotation of a GenBank genome assembly. NCBI's taxonomy places the organism in Eukaryota, Dinophyceae, Suessiales, Symbiodiniaceae.
AUGUAUUUUUUUUUGUGCCUGACGCUUGCAUCUUGCUGCCCUGCGUUUUGUGAAGAGGAUCCGCUGUGUGGAAAGAGAGUACUGCGGGAGAUUCGGCUGCUUGCCGCUCUGCGGCACCCAAAUCUCCUGAAGUUACUGGAUUUGCUGCCUGUGCCACAUCCAGAUUUCGAUGACGUGUAUAUAGUUAUGCCUUACUUGCACCUCGAUUUGCAUCGUGUGAUCUACUCCAGGAUGAGGCUGUUGGAGUCCCACACACAGGCUUUCAUCUGCCAAAUUCUCAGGGGACUGAAGUACCUACACUCUGCUGGAGUUGUUCACCGUGACCUGAAGCCGAGCAACAUCCUUGUGAACGAGGACUGCACCCUGAGAAUUGCCGACUUUGGCCUUGCUCGAGGCCGUUCCAACGCAGAGGAGGAGCUUACCGACUAUGUUGUGACACGAUGGUACCGGGCACCAGAACUGAUGUUGCUGCCUUCCGGAUACUUCGAGGCUGUAGAUCUGUGGUCAGUGGGCUGCAUCCACUUUGAAUUGCUUGCCCGGGAGGUGCUUUUCCCUGGGAGGGAUCACCUGGACAUGCUGCGGCGCAUCGCAGCCACUCUGGGGUUUUCCAUCGAGCAUGACCUCCAAUGGGUGCCCGAGAAAGAGGUGGCACAGGCUGGAAGGUAG